AUGCAUCCACAGAGCUUGGCCGAAGAGGAAAUCAAAGCAGAACAGGAGGUGGUAGAGGGCAUGGAUAUCUCUACUCGCUCCAAAGAUCCUGGCUCCACCGACAGAACAGCCCCAAAAAGAAAGUUCCCCAGCCCUCCGCAUUCUUCCAAUGGCCACUCGCCACAGGACACGUCCACCAGCCCCAUUAAAAAGAAAAAGAAACCCGGCUUACUGAACAGCAACAACAAGGAGCAGUCAGAACUAAGACAUGGUCCGUUUUACUAUAUGAAGCAGCCACUCACCACAGACCCUGUUGAUGUUGUACCGCAGGAUGGACGGAAUGAUUUCUACUGCUGGGUUUGUCACCGGGAAGGCCAAGUCCUUUGCUGUGAGCUCUGUCCCCGGGUUUAUCACGCUAAGUGUCUGAGACUGACAUCGGAACCAGAGGGGGACUGGUUUUGUCCUGAAUGUGAGAAGAUUACAGUAGCAGAAUGCAUCGAGACCCAGAGCAAAGCUAUGACAAUGCUCACCAUCGAACAGUUGUCCUACCUGCUCAAGUUUGCCAUUCAGAAAAUGAAACAGCCAGGGACAGAUGCGUUCCAGAAGCCUGUUCCGCUGGAGCAGCAUCCCGACUAUGCAGAGUACAUCUUCCACCCCAUGGACCUGUGCACAUUGGAAAAGAACGCGAAGAAGAAAAUGUAUGGCUGCACGGAAGCCUUCCUGGCUGACGCCAAGUGGAUUUUGCACAACUGCAUCAUUUAUAACGGGGGAAAUCACAAAUUGACGCAAAUAGCGAAAAUAGUCAUCAAAAUCUGUGAGCAUGAGAUGAACGAAAUCGAAGUGUGUCCGGAGUGUUACUUAGCUGCUUGCCAAAAACGCGACAACUGGUUUUGUGAGCCUUGUAGCAAUCCGCAUCCUUUGGUCUGGGCCAAACUGAAGGGCUUCCCAUUCUGGCCUGCCAAAGCUCUGAGGGACAAAGAUGGGCAGGUGGAUGCCCGGUUCUUUGGACAACACGACAGAGCCUGGGUUCCCAUAAAUAAUUGCUACCUCAUGUCUAAAGAAAUUCCUUUUUCUGUGAAAAAGACUAAGAGCAUCUUCAACAGUGCAAUGCAGGAGAUGGAGGUGUACGUGGAGAACAUCCGUAGGAAGUUCGGGGUUUUUAACUACUCCCCGUUCAGGACGCCCUACACGCCCAACAGCCAGUACCAGAUGCUGCUCGACCCCAGCAACCCCAGCGCCGGCGCCGCCAAGAUAGACAAGCAGGAGAAGGUCAAGCUCAACUUCGACAUGACGGCCUCCCCCAAGAUCCUGAUGAGCAAGCCCAUGCUGAGCGGGGGCGCCGGCCGCAGGAUCUCCCUCUCCGACAUGCCGCGCUCCCCCAUGAGCACCAACUCCUCCGUGCACACCGGCUCCGACGUGGAGCAGGACCCCGAGAAGAAGGCCCUGUCCAGCCACUUCAGCGCCAGCGAGGAGUCCAUGGACUUCCUGGACAAGAGCACAGCGUCGCCGGCCUCCAUGAAGACGGGCCAAGCAGGGAGUUUGUCCGGCAGCCCGAAACCUUUCUCUCCUCAAGCGUCCACGCCAAUCAUCACGAAGGCAGACAAGAUGGCCACCACCGGGAGCAUCCUGAACCUUAACCUGGAUCGGAGCAAGGCCGAGAUGGAUCUGAAGCAGCUGAGCGAGUCCGUCCAGCAGCAGGCCGCCCCCGUCCCGCUCAUCUCUCCCAAGCGGCAGAUCCGCAGCCGGUUCCAGCUCAACCUGGACAAGACAAUAGAGAGUUGCAAAGCACAACUAGGCAUAAAUGAAAUCUCGGAAGACGUCUAUACAGCUGUCGAGCACAGCGACUCGGAGGAUUCGGAGAAGUCGGACAGCAGCGACAGUGAGUACAUCAGCGAUGACGAGCAGAAGUCCAAGAAUGAGCCGGAAGACGUGGAAGACAAAGAGGCCGCCCAGGUGGACAAAGAGCUGCCUGCCGUCAAAGCCAAGCCCAAGCUGGCCAGCCCGGUGGAGGUCAAAGAGGAGCUGACGAGCCUGUCGCCUCCCGGCGAGAAGGCGGAGCCAGGCUCCGCCAAGGACAAGGCGAGCCCCCCGCCCGAGAAGGACUUCUCGGAGAAAGCCAAACCCUCGCCUCUCCCCACAAAGGACAAGAUGAAGGGGAAAGAUGAGACGGACUCCCCAACGGUCCACUUGGGCCUGGACUCUGACUCAGAGAGCGAACUGGUCAUAGAUUUGGGAGAAGACCAUUCUGGGCGGGAGGGUCGCAAAAAUAAGAAGGAAUCCAAAGAACCAUCUCCCAAGCCGGACGUGGCUCUCGUCGUAGCUAAAGCCCCACUGCUGUCCGCCACGGCAGGCAGCCAGUCUCCCCCCGAAACGCCGGUCCUCACCCGCUCGUCCUCCCAAACGCCCGCCGCUGGGGUCACGGCCCCCGCCAGCACCACGUCCACGGUCACGGCCCCGGCUGCCACCGCCACCACCACCGCCACCGCCACCACCGCCAUCACGGGAAGCCCGGUGAAAAAGCAGAGGCCGCUCUUACCGAAGGAGACUGCCCCGGUCGUGCAGCGGGUCGUGUGGAACUCAUCAAGUAAGUUUCAAACGUCCUCCCAAAAGUGGCACAUGCAGAAGAUGCAGCGCCAGCAGCAGCAGCAGCAGCAGCACAGCCAGCAGCAGCAGCCUCAGUCUUCCCAGGGGACGCGAUAUCAGACCAGACAGGCUGUGAAAGCCGUCCAGCAGAAGGAGAUCACGCAGAGCCCGUCCACCUCCACCAUCACCCUGGUGACCAGCACUCAGUCAUCACCCCUGGUCACCAGCUCGGGGGGCACGAGCACCCUGGCCUCUGUAAUCAGCGCAGACCUCCCCAUCGCCACCGCCUCCGCCGACGUCGCCGCGGACAUCGCCAAGUACACUAGCAAAAUGAUGGAUGCCAUCAAAGGAACGAUGACAGAGAUAUACAAUGACCUUUCCAAAAACACUACCGGGAGCACCAUAGCCGAGAUUCGCAGGCUGAGGAUUGAGAUCGAGAAGCUUCAGUGGCUGCACCAGCAGGAGCUCUCCGAGAUGAAACACAACCUGGAGCUGACCAUGGCGGAGAUGCGGCAGAGCCUGGAGCAGGAGCGGGACCGGCUCAUCGGUGAGGUGAAGAAGCAGCUGGAGCAGGAGAAGCAGCAGGCGGUGGACGAGACCAAGAAGAAGCAGUGGUGCGCCAACUGCAAGAAGGAGGCCAUUUUCUACUGCUGCUGGAACACCAGCUACUGCGACUACCCCUGCCAGCAGGCCCACUGGCCCGAGCACAUGAAGUCCUGCACCCAGUCAGCUACAGCCCCGCAGCAGGAAGGAGACUCUGAGUCGAACACAGAAACACCCAACAAGUCCUCCCAGGGCUCCUCUGCCAGCACGCCGGCAGCCCCUUCCGACACCGCCAGCACCUCGAAAGAGAAGGAGACGGCUGCCGAGAAAAGCAAGGACAGCGGCUCGACCCUCGACCUUUCUGGCUCCAGGGAGACGCCCUCCUCCAUUCUCUUAGGCUCCAACCAAGGCUCUGACCACGCCCGGGGCGGUAAGUCCGGGGGCUGGAGCGGCGGCGGCAGCGAGGAGAAGCGAGGACCAUCGCGCUCCGAGCACAGCAGCAGCGCGAAGAGCCUCCUCCCGAAAGAGUCUCGGCUGGACGCCUUCUGGGACUAG
Molecule: messenger RNA, 3660 nt
Organism: Pipistrellus nathusii (Nathusius's pipistrelle)
Lineage: Eukaryota; Metazoa; Chordata; Mammalia; Chiroptera; Vespertilionidae
Source: the annotation of a GenBank genome assembly